CACUUACAUAUUUUCCGCGGUAGCUUAGUCCCGUUGGUUUCGUCGUCAAUCUCUCGUUCUCCGAUUUGCUGCUAUUUCUUAUUUUUUUCUUUCUAAAACCCCAAUUUUUCCUAUUACAUCCGCUUCUUUCUUUCUUUUCCGAUUCGACGACCCUGUCCUGCAUUAAGGAGAAUAAUUUUAUUCAACCUUUGUAUUUGCGUUUUUUUGGAAUGUCUCGUGGCUCAGAGACGUCACUUGCUCCUGGGUUCCGUUUUCACCCAACGGAAGAAGAACUCGUUUGUUACUAUCUGAAACGAAAGAUCUGUAAUAAACCCUUUAAAUUCGAUGCCAUCUCGGUCACCGAUGUCUACAAAUCCGAGCCGUGGGAUCUCCCAGACAAGUCGAAGCUGAAAAACAGAGACUUGGAGUGGUACUUCUUCAGUGUGCUUGAUAAGAAGUAUUCAAAUGGAUCGAAGACGAACCGUGCCACUGAGAAGGGAUACUGGAAGACGACUGGGAAAGAUCGGGAGAUUCGUAAUGGGUCAAGAGUCGUAGGGAUGAAGAAGACUCUUGUUUAUCACAAAGGUCGAGCUCCUCGUGGCGAAAGAACCAAUUGGGUUAUGCACGAGUAUCGGUUGGUUGAUGAAGACCUCGAGAAAGCUGGUGUUCAGCAAGGUGCCUAUGUGCUUUGUAGGAUAUUCCAUAAGAGUGGAACAGGUCCUAAAAACGGAGAACAGUACGGUGCUCCGUUUCUUGAGGAGGAGUGGGAGGAGGAGGAUGAUAUGACUUACGUUCCUGAUCAAGCUCCUGCAAGUGAAGAUCAUGUUUAUGUCGACGUGGAUGAUAUUGUUCAGAAGCCUCACAACCUUGUGGUCUAUGACGCUGUUCCUAUUCCGUUGGACUUUAAUCUCGGGGAGUCCAGCGAUAAUGUUGAAACUAAUUACUCAGACUCCGUAAACUAUAUUCAACCAGGAAACUGUGUGCACUCUAAUGGCUACUUCGAACGACCAGCGGAGUUCUCUGAGGAAGAGCAGAAGUCUAUCAUCCGUGAUGGUAGAUUGUUUUCGGAUGAAGAAAACGGCUGUGGUGUCAAGAACGAGAGCACAGAAAAUUUGCAAUCUUCUGACAACAUCUUUGAGACUGAUACAUCACACUUCAAUGAUUUUCCGGUUGAGAGCAACUACUUUACCGGUGAGGCGUUUCUGGAUCCGAGCAGUAAUCUUCCGCAGAACGAUGGUCUGUACCUGGAAACGAAUGAUCUCAGCAGUACUCAGCAAGAUGGUUUCGACUUUGAAGAUUAUCUUACCUUCUUUGAUGAGGACGAUGAGAAUGCUCAAAACUUGACUUUCGAUCCUUCUCAACUGAUGGGAACUGAUGAUGUUAUUGCCGAUCAAGAAGAGCCCCUUGAAAAGGCCGAGACUGAGAAAUUAGAAAAAGAGGAAAGCUCAGGAGGCAAACAAUUGAUGGGAGAAAAGGAAAUGGAUGCAGCAUCUUGUAUGAAACUAGUCGAUGCAGAUGCAACAGAGCUCGAGCCAGAUUACAAGGAUCCGUUCCUCAAGAAGGCAAGCCACAUGUUGGGCGCUAUCCCCUCUCCGCCUGCAUUUGCUUCUGAGUUCCCAACAAAGGAUGCAGCUAUCAGGCUACAUGCAGCACAAUCAUCUGGUUCGGUUCAUGUAACCGCAGGUCUGAUCACAAUAUCAGACAGCUACAUGGGCUGGUCAUACCGCAAAAACGGGAAUUUUGACUUAAUCUUUUCUUUCGGGUUGGUCCAAGAGAAUGGGAUUGAGAAAUCAGGAAAUAGUUUAACAAGGGCAAUGUUAAUGUCCAUGUGUUUCUGGUUCCUCGUACUUUCAGUUAGUUUCAAAGUAAGCACUUUGGUCUCUUCCCGGUGAGAAGUACCACUUUUAAAAAACAAGACCUUUGUAUUUCUACACAUAGGUUUAAAUGCAGUGUUCCGCUGCUCAAUGUUUUAUUCUCUAAUUCUAUCCAAUAUAUCAUUUAUAUCACAAUGCAAGAUAUAUAUAGUAUACCUUUAUAGUCUAUGUUUUGGGGUUGUAAUCCGAUUCAUGAUGUGGAUUUUUCCCCGCUAUUAUUGUUUUGUAUAUUAU
Eutrema salsugineum is the source of this 2087-nucleotide messenger RNA. Its product is annotated as NAC domain-containing protein 53. The transcript is spliced from 6 exons. Gene Ontology annotation, biological process: regulation of DNA-templated transcription. NCBI's taxonomy places the organism in Eukaryota, Viridiplantae, Streptophyta, Magnoliopsida, Brassicales, Brassicaceae. The record is from RefSeq and is a predicted model, not a curated record. The coding region runs from base 210 to 1871 and encodes 553 amino acids. Gene Ontology annotation, molecular function: DNA binding.